AUGGCAUUCAAUAGUAAAAAUUAUGGUAAAUCACAAAAUGAUGUAAAAACAAUAACAAAUUUAUCUCAACGGCAACUAACAACUGAUGACGAACAUGCACUUAAACAUGGUCUUCAUCAUGUUUAUCCAACAGGUAAAUUUGAUAAUUCUAGAUUUGUUUGUAAUACGAAACAUUUUUUAUCAAAAUUAAAUAAUUUACAAACUGAUUAUCGUCAUUAUGAACGUAAAGAUCCACAGCAACAAAUUAAACAUAAAUUAACAUCAGCUCAAUUAAGUGCUGCAGGUGAAUUACGUUCAAUAGCUAAUUCAUUUCAGAAGAAAGCUCAAUUAGAAAUGAAUAUGAAUAAUUAA
Messenger RNA from Rotaria sp. Silwood2, 351 nucleotides. The record is from the annotation of a GenBank genome assembly. NCBI's taxonomy places the organism in Eukaryota, Metazoa, Rotifera, Eurotatoria, Philodinida, Philodinidae.